CCCUGCCUGAACCAGUAUGCUAAAUGCAUAAUAUACAUAUUCAUCCUGUGUUUAGGUCAGACAAGACAAUUUAAGCCGACAUGUUGCGUCGCCGACACAAGAAAUCCCGAAGAGGUUGUCUUACAUGCAGACAACGACACGUCAAAUGUGAUGAACGCCGCCCAGUAUGUCUUCUCUGCACUAUGUCCCAUCGGGAAUGCAUCUAUGCACCAUUGGAUCCCGACACGAUAACGAGUCCUGCUUCUCAAGCCUCUCCUUCUGAGUUUGACCACCCGCAACUUCAAGUACAAGAGCACAUCAAAAGCCCGAAUAAUGGAUUAUUCCACACUCCGAGCGUACAAAAUGACUCAGCGUGUGGUACCCGACCGUCCCCCGAUAUUAGUUCCUUUGUACAUUCAACUUCUAGCCUCAAUCCGUCCCAACAACUAAGCCCAAUUCACCACACCCAGCCGAACCAGCCAGGAUUUACGGAGAUAGACGCCGAGUUGAAUUUCAAUCAUAUGGAACUUAUCAUUCAUCUACUCACUGACCACGACGUCUUUAGCCUUAGCCUUGGCGAUCCGGCCUUUAGUACAGACCCUGGGCUUUCCAUUGGGCUCAAAAAAGGCCUGGAGUUUCCAUAUCUUCUUUAUCAAUGUCUUGCUUUCUCUUCUCUCCAUCUAGCCUUUGUGCCGUCUGAUAAGUCAAACAUCUACAGACACCAAGCCGCGUCUUUACAAACUCGAGCCCUCUCCCUCUUCAAUUCGAUGGGAACAGAGGUCGAUGAGUCCAACUGCGUUGGCGUUCUCUUAUUUUCCAGCAUCCUGGGUCUCCACCUUCUCACCGACACGCUCGCUGAGCGGACAUCAGGUAGUCUCGACGCUUUCGUGGAAAAGUACGUGCAGUGCAUUGAGAUACAUCGUGGCGUUUAUUCCAUCGCUAUUGCUGCGUGGCCGUACCUUAUGAAAUCAGACCUUGAGCCCGUGAUAUCAUCGAGCUCAAGCUUUACAUCACGGACGCCGACUGGGGAUGACUGUCAACUUCUCAGCAAAUUGAUCGAGUCUGCCGCUUGCCUGGGAGAGGAAGACAAGGAGGCUUGUCGGCGAAUGAUUCGGUACCUGCAGAUUGGCUUUGACGCUGUAUCUACAGAGUUAGAGCAGGGAUAUAGACACUACAUGAUAUAUACGUGGCUGAUGCUGGCGCCUCCGAAGUUCACGGAUCUCUUGACAGCAAAAACACCCGAAGCUUUUGUCUUAUUAGCAUACUACGCUAUUUUGCUGCACUACGGCAGGCAUUUGUGGCAGGUUGGAGAUGCAGGAUUGUAUAUCAUACGGAUUAUUAUCGAAUAUCUUGGCCCCGAGUGGCAAACCUGGCUCGACUUUCCGCGAAAGAGAAUAAUGCAAGAGUCUUUGGACGGGUUAGUACGAGAUUCACAUGCUUUUUUGGAAACAGUACAACAUUAGAUUGACCAUUGUUAUCAAUAGAAAGAUGAGAUAUUGACGAGUCACAUAGAAUAUCAAUAGCUUUCAUACGGAGUAAACCUAGUUUAAUAAGGACUAUUCAAUUUAGAUGUGUGACCUAUAAUAUUCAAACAAUAGAUACACAUAACAUAUGACAUAUGUAAUGAAUAAGUAUAUAGAGC
Talaromyces proteolyticus is the source of this 1621-nucleotide messenger RNA. RefSeq lists its product as uncharacterized. Bases 81 to 1442 code for a protein of 453 amino acids. The record is from RefSeq and is a predicted model, not a curated record. Gene Ontology annotation, biological process: regulation of transcription by RNA polymerase II. Gene Ontology annotation, molecular function: zinc ion binding; DNA-binding transcription activator activity, RNA polymerase II-specific. Lineage: Eukaryota; Fungi; Ascomycota; Eurotiomycetes; Eurotiales; Trichocomaceae. The transcript is spliced from 3 exons.